GUGUCGCCUUUGGUGGCUCCAUUCGAAGGCGACGGCGGUCGGCUUCGUUUCGAAACCAGGGACGAAUAACGGAGAAACGGCGGCGCAGAUCCGGCAAUCCAGCGUCGUGUCCAGGCUCUCGGGGACUGUUCAAUCCGCACGGACGGCUGGGAUGACGCGGCGUGCCGGGAAUCUGGAAAUAGCUCGGUGUUAGUUUGGAAGAAAAGAGUAAAGUCGGGUUUUUGAGGGAGCCAUUUUGUCCCUGUGACUGUGUGGGAGAAAGAAAGAGUGAGUUGGGGGGCAGUUAGGGGCACGAACGGGUCCAGAAAACACCCUCUCGAGAACGGUAACCUUAACUUGACGGACUCACCGGGAAGCCAGUCUGCUGAGGAGGAAAAGUCAAGCGGCUCUCGUCGUUAACGGGUUAGCGAACAGUUAACCUAACGGUCCGGUACGGAAAGCUAGCCUAGCCUAGCUUAGCAUAGCCUAGCCUAGCCUAGCCUAGCCUGGAAAACACCGAGAUUCGCGGCCGCUUCGCCUCCCGGCGCUCGUCCUUCCCCGCCUGCGUUACUCUCACCAGUCUUUCCGAAAGCCAACGAUGGCGAAGAAGACGUACGACCUGCUCUUUAAGCUUCUCCUGAUCGGAGACUCCGGUGUGGGGAAGACCUGCGUGCUGUUCCGCUUCUCAGACGACGCCUUCAACACCACCUUCAUCUCCACCAUAGGAAUCGAUUUUAAGAUCAAAACAGUUGAAUUGCAAGGAAAGAAGAUAAAACUACAGAUAUGGGACACAGCGGGGCAGGAGCGGUUCCACACCAUCACCACCUCCUACUACAGAGGAGCCAUGGGCAUCAUGCUCGUGUACGACAUCAGCAACGCCAAGAGCUUUGAGAACAUCAGCAAGUGGCUCCGGAACAUCGACGAGCAUGCCAACGAGGACGUGGAGAGAAUGCUGCUAGGCAACAAGUGUGAUAUGGAGGACAAACGGAUCGUACCAAAGGCUAAAGGAGAACAGAUUGCCAGAGAACACGCAAUCCGCUUCUUUGAGACGAGCGCGAAAGCCAACAUCAACAUCGAGAAGGCGUUCCUCACGUUAGCAGAAGACAUCCUCAAAAAGACACCUGUAAAAGAGCCCAACAGUGAAAAUGUCGACAUUAGCACCGGAGGCGGAGUCACGGGAUGGAAAACCAAGUGUUGCAGUUGAACAGUGUCUGUCUGUGUCUCUCUCUCCCUCAACCUCUCUCUCUCUCCCUCUCCCUCUCUUUCACACUCACUCACUCACUCACUCACAAAUGCACACACAUGCCCACUUAUACAGAACCUCUCUCUCUCUCUCUCUCUCUCUCUCGGUCUCUCUCACUCUGUUUCUGUCUCUCUCUCUCUCUGUCUCUGUCUCUCUGUCUCUGUCUCUCUCUCUCUCGCUCUGUCUCUGUCUCACCCACUCAUCUCCCCCCACUUUGUGUCUAACUCUUCCUCCCGUCACUCUGCAGUCUCACCAUCCCCCUCUCUCCCUCUCUAACCUCCUUCUCUUGUUCUUCCACUCACAUCUGCUUGCUGACGAUAUAAUUUUUAUUUCUGACAAAAAAAAAAUGUAUAGAUAAAAAGAGAAAUCAUGUCAUGUUUCUUGUCAUUUAUUUUAAAGGUUUGAAAUAAGAAAGGAAAGAAAACAUUUCACCACUACAUUUUAAAAUAAACGAUGAAAUCUGAACGAACGGGGUUCGAAAAGCGCCCGCUGGACCUUUUGAAGACCCUGUUCCGUUGGUGUGAAGGUGAAAUUAGCUGACUAACCCAAACAGGCAUGAACGUUUGAGCCCGUUGUUGUUUAUUAUUAUUAUUAUUAUUAUUAUUAAUUUGUUUUGUACAGUCUCGGGGUCGGUGGUUGGGAUAUUCUGUGUGUAGCUCUAUGGUUAGUGAGCUUUGUCUAUCUGGGGUUCUUUCUUUUGUUUAUGUUUUCAUUUCAUUUUUUCUUUUCUUUCUUUCGUCCGGUGCCUUAACGUGGAGCCGAAAGGCUUGAACUCCCGUUCACCCCGAGCCCCAACACCUCGCAACACGCACACACUCCCAAAAAUCACCUCAUUAACUGUUACACCUGCGCCCCACCACGAACUCACAGAGGAGCCCCCGACUCUCCAGUACAGACGCGUUUGAACCGAAGAGAAUUGGCAUUCGUGUUUUUUUUCUUUUACCAUGAUUUAUUUCACAUUUAUGAUGUUUUGUUUUUCUGCCGCACCCCUUCCCGUUCUCUCCGUCUCUCCCCCCAGUCCUGCAUGCCAUUUUUCUUUGGUUUUGGACUUUUAUUUUGUAAGCUGGUGCGCAGCGAAGCGAAGCGGCUGCUCACUGCUCAUGCUCAGUUCUGGGGGGGAGGGGUUGUAGUUCUCUUUGGAAAUUGAAACAGUUUUGCAGAUCCAUUAAAAUAAGCUUGUAUAAGUUGAA
This is a messenger RNA of Pygocentrus nattereri (red-bellied piranha), 2412 nucleotides long. RefSeq names its product RAB10, member RAS oncogene family (gene rab10). Gene Ontology annotation, biological process: cellular response to insulin stimulus. NCBI's taxonomy places the organism in Eukaryota, Metazoa, Chordata, Actinopteri, Characiformes, Serrasalmidae. The record is from RefSeq and is a predicted model, not a curated record. The transcript has 6 exons. The coding region runs from base 578 to 1183 and encodes 201 amino acids. Gene Ontology annotation, cellular component: recycling endosome; insulin-responsive compartment; Golgi apparatus. Gene Ontology annotation, molecular function: GTP binding; GTPase activity.